Messenger RNA from Colletotrichum fioriniae, 258 nucleotides. RefSeq lists its product as uncharacterized. Lineage: Eukaryota; Fungi; Ascomycota; Sordariomycetes; Glomerellales; Glomerellaceae. The record is from RefSeq and is a predicted model, not a curated record.
AUGAAGACCAACCAGAUUGUCGACAAGAAGAAGAAGGAGGAGCAAGAGAAGAAGAAUUUACAGAUGAAGGAUACAAAAAACGAGGGCAGCAAGGUUGCUGGCCCCUCUGGCAAAGUUGCCGGCUCUGCCAUCGCACAGCACCAGCGUCAGCAGCACGAGAAGCCUCGUCGCGUCAUCAAGCCUCGUCCUCAGCAUGCGAGCUCCCUCGAGACCGCUGACGAUGACGAGUAUGACGACUGCUGGGACCCUUAUUAUUAG